AUGGCUGCACUAGUGCGGAAUGACAGUCGGAUCAUCCUCCACUUGGUGACUCCCCCGCGUUCGCAUGUCAAAGACCUUCGAACUAAUUUUAUCCAGGACUAUGACUGUUUCUAUGCCUCAGUCUUCGAGGUGGAACAGCCUGCAUUGAAGUCUCUCCCAUUGGCAGUCCAGCAAAAGCAGAUUGUGGUAACCUGCAAUUACGAAGCCCGCCGACGAGGUCUGCAUAAGUUGCAGCUCAUCAAAGAUGCAAAGCGCAUCUGUCCAGAUGUAGUCAUAGUUAUGGGGGAAGACCUAACCAAAUUCCGCAAUGCCUCCAAGGAGCUUUAUCUAUUUGCUCGCUCUAUCGUUUGGGGUGGGCGUGUCGAGAAGCUAGGCUUUGACGAGCUCUUUCUGGACGUCACGGAAAUGAUAGACUACAACACUGGUGUGCUAAACCCAAAUGACUUGUCGAACUCGUUUUUUCAUCUUGAUCCAAAAGACCCGACAGUCGGGUUUCCCUACAAUGCCACGCGAUUUCAGGGGUCAACCUUUCCCGCAACCGAGCCAGAUCUCAUUGCUCCGACAGAUCCGUCUUCGCUAGAAAUGAGGUUGCUUGUCGCAUCUCAUUUACAGGGUCAUUUACGGGGUAUGUUGGAGCAUCAAAUAGGAUUCACAGCUACUGGCGGGAUCUCAACCUCCAAAUUGCUGGCAAAGUUGGUCGGAAACGUUCACAAACCCAACGGUCAAACGACUCUUCUGCCACCAUACACGGCCACCGGAGAAACUCCAAGCAACGUAUCUCUGUUCCUAGAUGAUCAUGAGAUCAGAAAGAUUCCUGGAAUUGGGUCACGAAUUGCCCAGAAACUAGAAUCCCACAUCAUCGGGCAAGAGACUGUCGACGAGGCUAUCACAGUUCGAGAUGUCCGACAGUUCCCUGGUAUGGGUGCACCCCUUUUGGAGAAGGUCCUAGGCGGGCCAGGUUCACCCAAAGGCAUUGGGAUGCGUAUGUGGAACAUUCUCCACGGAGUAGACAAUUCUGAAGUGCUAGAGGGUCGGGAUGUGCCCACUCAGAUCAGCAUCGAGGAUUCAUAUGGCCGUCUGGAUACUCUCGACAGUGUCCGGCGGGAGUUAGAGAUAUUAACGCGAAGUCUCAUACGCCGUAUGAGAACUGAUCUGCUUGAUACAAGUGAUGAUACUGUUCCCCAAGGGCAAUGGCGUGCUCAUCCCCGCACUCUGCGCUUAUCGACCCGGCCAAGACCUCCGCCAGACACAGAUACUGGACGCACAUACAGUUACAACCGCAUCUCUCGAUCUACACCAUUGCCGCCCUUUAUUUUCAACUUGGACGAGAAUAUUGAUGCCUUGGCUGAGCGGUUAGUCCGUGAGAGUCUCAUUUCCAUGUUCCGCAAACUACAUCCGGAGAAGUCUGGUUGGAAUCUCAGUCUGUUGAACGUUGCAGUUACCAAUAUGGUGGAGAGGGCGGGUGAUCAGAAAAAACACAGUGGACGUGACAUCGGGAAGAUGUUUCGACAGCAAGAAACGGUACUCAGGGAGUGGACUGUCCAUGAACCCGAAUCCUCGCCACCAGUUGAGGCGCCACCAAUUGAAGUGUCAAGAUUGCCACCCGAAAGCCCCGAGAUACAGCCACAAUUGGAGGAUGACUGGGAUGAUGGUGACGACGAACCCGUGGGUAUGGAGUGCCCUAUAUGUGGGGUGUCAAUUCCACACUUUGCGCAGCUGGCACAUCAGAUGUAUCAUUCUGCACCCGAGUAA
Messenger RNA from Penicillium bovifimosum, 1752 nucleotides. Its product is annotated as putative DNA polymerase iota. Gene Ontology annotation, molecular function: damaged DNA binding; DNA-directed DNA polymerase activity. The record is from RefSeq and is a predicted model, not a curated record. The coding region runs from base 1 to 1752 and encodes 583 amino acids. Gene Ontology annotation, biological process: translesion synthesis. The transcript has a single exon. Lineage: Eukaryota; Fungi; Ascomycota; Eurotiomycetes; Eurotiales; Aspergillaceae.